AUGGGCAAGGAACAGACGGCAGCACCGACGGGUACGAAGAAUGUGCGAAAGACGCCCAUCGAGUCCCCGGCGCCGGACUGCGUGCCCCCUCCUCGUCCGGAGCUCACAGAUGAAGAGAAGGUCAAAUACGCCUCCCUCCUGGAGAAGAUGCAGGCGGUGACGGAGGUCAAGUGCACGACCGUCAAGGAUAGCGAGGGCAAGGACGUGGACAGGUCCGGGCCCAUCACGCCCGACGAGCGUAUGUGGCUGACGCGCGAGUGCCUGCUUCGGUACCUGCGCGCCACGCGGUGGGUCGUGGACGAGGCGGCCAGCAGGCUGUCGUCGACGCUGGCCUGGAGGCGCGAGUACGGCAUCACCAGCUUCACGCCCGACUACAUCUCCCCGGAGCAGGAGACGGGAAAGCAGAUCAUUGUGGGCUUCGACAGGGUCGGCCGGCCCUGCCAGUACCUCAACCCCAACAGGCAGAACACCGACGCCACACCCCGCCAGAUCCACCACCUGUUCUACAUGGUCGAGCUGGUGGCCGACAUGAUGCCCGCCGGCGUCGAGACGCUCAACCUCAUGAUCAACUUCAAGCCCACCAAGACCAACAAGAACACCAGCACGCCCAUCUCCACCGCCAGGGAGGUCCUGCACAUCCUGCAGAAUCACUACCCCGAGCGUCUGGGCAAGGCUCUCAUAAUAAAUGUUCCCUGGGUGGUAUGGGGCUUCUUCAAGAUCAUCACCCCCUUCAUCGACCCCGUCACGCGCGAGAAGCUCAAAUUCAACGAGGACAUGCGCCAGUACGUCCCACCCCAGCAGCUCUGGAGCGCUGACUGGGGAGGCGAAAUGGACUUUGAAUACGACCACGAAGUCUACUGGCCUGCCAUCAACAAGCUCUGCCGGGAGAGGAGGGCCGAGAAGAAGCGCCGCUGGGAGGCUGCCGGCAGCGAGGUGGGCGAGUUGGAGGAUUACCUCGUCGCUGGUACGGAUGAGAGCGUCAAGGGUGUAAAGUACGGUGGCGCUGCUGUCCUGGAGAGGGAGAAGGAGGAGGAUGCUGUUGAUGCCGUGGGUGACAAGUUGGCCGAGGCAAAGCUCGAGACCAACGAGGUUCAAGCGUAG
Geosmithia morbida is the source of this 1101-nucleotide messenger RNA. RefSeq names its product CRAL TRIO N. Gene Ontology annotation, molecular function: phosphatidylinositol transfer activity. The record is from RefSeq and is a predicted model, not a curated record. The transcript is spliced from 2 exons. Bases 1 to 1101 code for a protein of 366 amino acids. Lineage: Eukaryota; Fungi; Ascomycota; Sordariomycetes; Hypocreales; Bionectriaceae.